GAUAGAAAUAGAAAGCGAAGACAGGGGGCGCUGUGCCGCAUAGUACAUGGCAUACGUCUGUGUUCACAGAAGGAAAACAAGGAAAUGGUGGCGGUAGAGCUGGCUACUCAUUGCAUGUAAGCCCCAGCAGCCGCCGCCGCCCGGGUGGGAGAGCAUUGAUGGGUUAAACACCGCCCGGCCGAGGAGCAUGGAUUACGAAUUCAAGAGCAAGCUGUCUGCCGAGCGGGAGCGGGUGGAGGAUCUCUUUGAAUAUGAAGGUUGCAAAGUGGGUCGGGGAACCUACGGGCAUGUUUACAAAGCCAAGAGGAAAGAUGGAAAAGAUGACAAAGACUAUGCACUGAAGCAAAUUGAAGGUACAGGAAUAUCCAUGUCGGCCUGUAGAGAGAUUGCACUGCUGCGUGAAUUGAAGCAUCCAAAUGUGAUUGCAUUACAGAAAGUAUUCCUGUCUCACAGUGACAGAAAAGUAUGGCUGCUGUUUGAUUAUGCAGAGCAUGAUCUGUGGCACAUCAUCAAGUUUCAUCGUGCUUCAAAGGCAAAUAAAAAACCCAUGCAGCUGCCUCGAUCGAUGGUCAAGUCUUUGCUUUACCAGAUCCUGGACGGAAUUCAUUAUCUGCAUGCAAACUGGGUACUUCAUCGAGAUCUGAAACCAGCAAAUAUCCUGGUAAUGGGGGAAGGUCCUGAAAGAGGAAGAGUGAAGAUAGCUGACAUGGGCUUUGCUCGAUUAUUCAAUUCUCCAUUGAAACCACUAGCAGAUUUGGAUCCAGUGGUGGUUACGUUUUGGUACAGAGCUCCAGAGUUGUUGCUUGGUGCAAGACACUACACAAAGGCUAUAGAUAUUUGGGCUAUUGGCUGCAUUUUUGCAGAAUUAUUAACUUCAGAACCCAUUUUUCACUGUCGUCAAGAAGAUAUCAAGACAAGUAACCCAUUCCAUCAUGAUCAGCUGGAUCGUAUAUUCAGUGUAAUGGGAUUUCCUGCAGAUAAAGAGUGGGAAGAUAUAAGGAAGAUGCCAGAAUAUCCCACACUUCAAAAAGACUUCAGACGAACCACGUAUGCUAAUAGUAGCCUGAUAAAGUACAUGGAGAAGCACAAGGUCAAGCCUGACAGUAAGGUUUUUCUCUUGCUUCAAAAACUUCUUACUAUGGACCCCACAAAAAGGAUAACCUCAGAACAAGCUUUACAGGAUCUCUAUUUCCAAGAGGAUCCUCUGCCGACAUCUGAUGUAUUUGCAGGCUGUCAGAUUCCAUAUCCAAAACGUGAAUUCUUAAAUGAAGAUGAGCCAGAAGAAAAAGCUGACAAGAAUCAACAGGCACAAAAUCAGCACCAGCAGCAAGCAGCAAACCAACAGCAGACAGCGGCUCAGCAGCAGAAUAGCAGCCACACAAACGGUACAAGGGGAGCAGGAGGAGCAACAGGGGCAGCACUCCAACAUAACCAAGACUCCAGCCUUAACCCAGGGCCUCCAAACAAGAAACCACGCAUAGGGCCUUCAGCCGCUAACUCUGGUGGACCCUCUCUGAUGCCUUCAGAUUAUCAGCACUCCACGUCACGUCUGGGUUACCAAAGCAACGUUCAGGGAACUUCUCAGCCCCAGAAUACUUUGGGCUACUCCACGACAACUCAGCAGAGUUCACAAUACCAUCAGUCUCACAGGUACUAGGAAGGUGCACUGUAGAAAGCAAAAUCUACACACCACAAAUACUUGUUGGGAGGACCCAAGAAAUUUUUAUGCAGGAUACAGGAAGGACAAUAUAUCUGUAGAUUCUUCAGAACUUCAACGUUGUUCCUUGUCCAUAGACGUCAACAAGGGUUUGGAGAACCUCUGUCAUUCUUAAACUCCUUAAUCCUUUCUUUGGUGCAGUCACAUUGGUCAGAGAAUGUGAUCUGAUGCCAGCACUUAUUUUGUUUUUUGUUUUUUAUUUUUAAAGGCAAUAUUCAUUGUGCAGCUUUUCCAUGACGUAGCAGUGAGAGUUAUUUAUCAGGCUGCUAAAUGGAACAAUACAUUGUAUAAAGAUAACCGCAAGCUUUCUAGCUGUGUAUACUUUUUUUAUAAGUAAAAAAACAAGACAAAGCAAAACACAAAUGCACCUUUUAAACACUGUGUUCUGUUCACAGAGCAUUGCAGUUUUACAUAUGGAUGUCAAGGACAGAAACUUUUACUGUUCCAAAUUUCCUAUAUUGUUUUUUUUUUUUUUUAAUUAACAGAAUUAUAUAAAAAACUAAAAUAAAAAAAACUAAAAAUAUCAAUGAGCCUGCAUCAGGAAAGAUGAUAUAAAUGCAAGAUCCAACUCAGGAGUGGCUGAAGUAAAUUAAACUGUAGUACAAUUUGUCUGUACAACUCAACCAUUAACCUAUUCGUACAAAAUGUGCACAUGAACCUCAGCUUACAGCUUUGCCAGCUCUUUAUUCAUUCUUUCAGUGCAAGAAGUCUCGCCAGUGCAUCAUACAAAGAGGUUACCUGUAACGAUGUCGGGAAAUCUGCAAUGUUGUCAUAGUAACAAUGAUUUACAAUAUUUGCAUUACAAAUUUUAAUUCAUGUUUUAUCAGUUUGUUACAACAACGUCUUUUUUCAGCGGUCAGCUACUAAAUACCUUAAUUCCUGUCCCCAUUAAGGUGAAUGUGUUUUAUUGAAAUAUGUCAUGUACAUGAAAUACAGGGAUCUUAACGUGUGUCUGUGGCUUAUACUCAUGGAAGGGAACCAUUUUGUUUUCAGAUCCAUUUUUAGAUGGCCUCCCAUGAUUUGACUUGUGACUUGUAAUAUCAGCAUGAGGCAUUGUGUAUAUUAUACAUUAUCAUUUAUUUCUACUGAACUGGUAGGCUAUUCAAUUCUUUCUGCCCCCUUCCACACCCAUUCUGUUUCUGCUGACAGGCGUGAUAUCAUUUUUUCAGCUCGCUACCCCCGGGGUGGUGAAGCACCCGACCCUUUACGCAGCUAAACCUGAUUACUAUGGGCGCAAUAUGCUUGAUAACAGACAUCACUUUAGAAAGGAGAUUGGGCAUGAUAUAUAAUUUGAAUACCGCCCAUAUGUUAAUUCAACCCACGCAAUAUCUGCUUGCAUAGAGUAGAUAAGAACUAUUUAUUAAAAAAAUAAAAAACAAAGUUUAGCAUAAUCAAAACCAAAAAUGCAAGCCUUCAUAGAAUAUAGGACACCCAGAGGGAGAUUUAGCAAAUUUUGGAGAGAUAUAAAGUACCAGUCAAUCAGCUCUUGCCAUUUUACAGACUGUGCUAGAAAAAUGAGUUAGUAGCUGAAUGGUUGGUGCUUUAUUAACAAGAUUUGAUAAAUGUGGGGGGAGGGUCCCUGAUGUACACAUCCUCUAUAAUGAACAGGAAACAAGAGCCAGUUUCAAACAUUUUAGAUUAUAUUGAGCCAAGUAUCAGAAUGGCACUCAUUGUUUACAUACCUGCUGGUUGUCUACAACAAAUCAGUCACUUCUGCCAAAGCACAGCCCAGCAGAUUGAGAAAUUGGUUCUUUGGUCUUUUCCCAGCUGCAGCUGUAUGGGGGGUGUUUUUACACCUUUUUAUGUUUCUAUAUUUAUUUUGCAUUACAUUAUAUUUUUGAAAAGUACCAUAAAAUGUAGUUUUAACCGAAUAAAAUAUACACUUGUUUUGAAGAA
Messenger RNA from Pseudophryne corroboree (corroboree frog), 3613 nucleotides. It is a transcript of the gene CDK19, whose product is annotated as cyclin dependent kinase 19. The transcript has 13 exons. Gene Ontology annotation, cellular component: nucleus; cytosol. The record is from RefSeq and is a predicted model, not a curated record. NCBI's taxonomy places the organism in Eukaryota, Metazoa, Chordata, Amphibia, Anura, Myobatrachidae. Gene Ontology annotation, molecular function: protein serine/threonine kinase activity; ATP binding. The coding region runs from base 188 to 1657 and encodes 489 amino acids. Gene Ontology annotation, biological process: protein phosphorylation.